Molecule: messenger RNA, 3460 nt
Organism: Lytechinus pictus (painted urchin)
Lineage: Eukaryota; Metazoa; Echinodermata; Echinoidea; Temnopleuroida; Toxopneustidae
Product: N-acylneuraminate-9-phosphatase-like
Exons: 2
Coding region: 87-800 (237 amino acids)
Biological process (GO): N-acetylneuraminate biosynthetic process; dephosphorylation
Molecular function (GO): N-acylneuraminate-9-phosphatase activity
Source: RefSeq, a predicted model, not a curated record
ACGAACAGACGUUCUUAGCUCAGCCUCCGGCGUACGCGUCACGUUGGUGUGAUUACUCUCUUCAAUAGUAAUAUUAACACUUUAAAAUGGGGAUAGCGGCAAUUAUUUUCGACCUAGAUAAUACUUUAAUAUGGACGAAACAAUCUGAUGCUAAUGCCUAUGUGCAGGUGACAAGAUUCAUCCAGAAAGAAUUUCCGAGCUGUAAUGCCGAAAGCAUUGUCUCAAACUUCAGGAAGUUGUUACAGUCUGCAGAGAAAGAUCCAGAAAACAAGAUUCCCAUUGAUGAAUGGAGGACCCGACUGUGGAAAACUGCACUAAAUUCCAACCAGAACGAAGAGUUGGCUUCAAGAGUUUAUCAACUCUGGAAGAAACUACGGCUUGAGGGGUUGUAUUUUGAUGAAGAGGUGAAGGCCCUUCUUAAGCAGUUACGGUUGAAAUAUAAAUUACUUCUCUUAACAAAUGGAGACAGUAAAGUUCAACGAGAAAAAGUUGAUCAGAUCGGGGCCGAAGAUUUCUUUGAUGAAAUUGUUAUCAGUGGAGACCAUCCCGAACCAAAGCCACAUCCAUCUAUCUUCAAGACAUCUUGUAAACUACUUGGUGUAGAAGCUUCACAGUGCAUCAUGGUUGGUGAUAGCCAGGAGACAGAUAUCCAGGGUGGCGUUAAUGCCAAGGUCCUCGCUACAGUGUGGAUUAAUCCUUACGGGAAACAACCAAGCUCAGACUAUGUCAAAGCAGAUUAUAUAAUCAAGUCUGUUCUGGAAAUAGACAGCAUUUUGCAACAACUUCAGCCUCCUUUGUGAUGUUUUUUUUUCUUUAUGUUCAGUUAAAGACAUUCCAAAUAUUCCAUCUCGCUAUUUAUUGCAUUUUGACAUUUCCUUUGCAUUCCUAAUUUGUGAUAAGGCUGUGAAGAUUGAAGGAUGGAAAGAUGGUUAUUUUGCUAUGGAGAUUGAAGAAUUUAUUGGAAGAAUAAAGUAACCUAAAGUGUACAAGCACACAUCCAUUCUUCUUUCAAAGUGAAAUUUAUGUUCACAUGUAGUUUCCACCAGGCUGUGAAGCAGUUUUGUACUUCUAUCGACUGGUGUUGUUAAACAGGAGUAUUUUCAUUUUACUGAAGCUAAAUACGUUUUAUAAUGACCCAACUGACCGCCCUUUCACACAGUAAAAAAAAAACAUAAUUUGAAUGAUGAUUCCAGUGAAAAAUAAGGCUAAUGAUGAAUUUUUAGCACGUGUGAAACCAAACUAGAACAUGAUUAGAAUCACGAAACGCUAAUCACAAAUUCAAAAUCCACUCCGGAGGUGAAUUCCAGUUAAGUUUCACUCAAAUUACGGAACAAAUUUUGCGUGUGAAAGGCUUGACCUCCAAAACAUCUUUUGGGGGCGGAGCUUCCGUGACCUUUCAGCCCCCGUCUUCUUAAGAUCAUGAGUUUUGUUGAUUUCUAAAAUUUAGUAAAUAACAAAUUAAAACUGUCUAUAAAGAUUUGUUUACAGUAUGUAAAAAUCUUAUUGCAAUUGAUUUAAAUUGCACUGCAUGUAAGCAAGCAAUGAUGUGCCGUUGCUGUAUUUUGAGGUUGGUGCAAUUUGAAAAUUUGCCAAAUUUUGUGUUUAGCUCUCAAGAAUGGCAUGUUUUUAUUUCAUUUCAAAGAAUUGAACGCCCAAGUCAAAUGGGUCUAUUUCCAAUUGGUCUAAUGCCAAUUCAUUCAAUUACCAACUCGUUUCCUAUCAUUUGGUCUACCAUCAGUUCGUCCACUUUCCACAUUGUCUCAUUGCCAAUAGGUUCAAUAGCCAUUUAGUCCAUACACAUUCGGUCUAAUCAGUGAAAAGACCUAAUGAUACAUUGACAGAGAGACAAAUCAAACCUACAUGUACUUGAAAAAGUGAGGAAAUGAUGAAUUUACUUUCUUGCCUAGAUACUAAAAUGAUGGUAUCAUGAUAACUUUUGAUGUGAAUUGAUAUGUGAUGUUAUAAAUAAAGCUGUAAAGAAAAGUGGCAUAUUUUAUCUGCAUGUAUAUGAGGCCUUCAUGGAGUCGGGCGUUGCUCAGGAACUUGUGUAUAUAAUGAAGCAGAGAAUAAUUCCACACAGCAUGCAAUACAUGUAUACUAUUUUAAUUAUUUUUUUUAAAUUAUGAAAAUGAAGGGUUAUUUCUUAUGAUAAAACAGACUGACAGACAGGGCUAAACUCUACAAUUUUUAUGGAACAUUUUGAUGGAGACUUACACAUUUGUUUUUCUCAACGCAAUAUAUUACUAUUGAUUUCCACCAUCAACAAAAUGAUUCUUUUUUUUAACAUUACUUUAAUAUAUUGAGGGAUUAGUCUCCAAUCUUUGUUGUAAAUGUUGAAGGGUUAAAUAUUCCUUCACUCACCAUCAAAGCAUAAUGGUUUACUAAUUCAACACAUGUUUAUGCUGGUAACUUACAUGUACAUGAUGUGAUUAUUUCAUUGUGAAUUAACAUAUGGGGUGUAUUUCAUGAAAAGUUUUGUUAGUGAUUUCACUGACAAAUGUGUACUAAGGAAAUCAGAUGCUACAUGUAGGAUUUGCCAUAGCUCCUAACAUCUAGCAAUUCAUGAAAUGAUCCCCUGGACUAUGUACAGUGAGUACAAUGUAUGCUGCCCUGUUAUUUGCCCAUGACAUUUGAGAAGCACUUCAUGAAAAAAAACAAUGAUUUUCACUGACAAAGUUUAUGAACUACUGAAUUCCCUGCACCCAAUUGGGUGCAUGUAUUAAAUGUUUUGUUUUGAGAUUAAUCAGGGACGUGAGAGGGACGUCCCUGGAUUAAUUAAGGUAUACUUUUAAACAGUGUCGACUGUUCACUCUAUUACCGGUAUCAGAUCAGUACCAUAGAAAUUUAUGUUUCCAGAUGUGUUUGAAUUUUACUUUGAAUCAGCAUUUGACGUGAAAUAUCUUUACGUGUCUCAUUACCAUCCCAUUGGUGUCGCAACUGGUAAUUACUAUAGUCUGAAAGACUCAAUUGGUUCCUGGAUUUAUUUUCCAUUCAUUAAUGGCAAUUUUUUAAAGGAAAGAUAAUUUGUCAAAAUUUAUCCCAAAAUUAGAUUUUUGUAACAAAAAAUUCAAAAUUUUGGCUCGCUCGCAACUUUAAAAAAAAUUUGCUCUAUAGGCCAUAUCUGGCCCCCUAUGACCGGGAAAUUUGUUGCUCCCCCCCCCCCUCCCCCGACCCCUGAUUUGGACAGGUAAUCCAGUGUGAACAGGUUGCAAUUUGUUAUUGAUUUUUUUCCAGUUUGAGUUUUUGUUUAUCAACUCAUGGCAUACCGUAUCUGAUAUUGUACACAUCAUGUAUUCUUGAAUUAUUGCCAUAUUCAUUUUUAUCUGAAUUUUCAGAUCUCCGAAAGGUAUUUUGUUCUGUUUGAGCCCUGUAUUAAUAAACUUAGAAUGGCAACAUUUUGUAGUCUUAAACUGAGAACUAUAAUUAAUUUUCUAACGCAAUUAAAUUUACUGGUAUUCAA